AUCUAACCAAGCUUAUCUCCUCAGCCAUGCGCCAGUGGAGACUCUUCGUGUGCAAGUAAAAAAGCUACACCGGCUAGCUUCAGUCUCUGCCUUUGAUUUAGGAUUUGGGAUUUUUUAGGACAUUUGUUGGGUUUUGUUUUGCCUUUUGGUGCUUUUAGUGUGGAAAGGAUUUACCGGUUUAUCUUUAAAAAAGAGAGUUUAGUGGAUUAAAUAAAGUAAAUACAGUAGCUAAUGCUGAAGAUAGCGCUUGUUAGUAAGCUAGGAUUUAUGGUUAGGAUUUGAGGAGACUUUUUCCUAGCUACGAUUCUGUGUUUUGUGGAAUUCAGCUUUUUAAUUUAUUUAUUUUAUUAUUUAUUUACAUGAUAUAUUUUAUUAUUUUUUUAUCUGUGUAUUUUGCUGAUACUGAAGAUGUGCUGCUAGCCAGCUGCCUGACUCUGGCUCUAUAGCCUGCUGCUGCUGCUGGUGCUGCAGGCAGGGAGGGAGGGAUGCAGAGGGAGAGAGAGAGAGAGAGGAUACUGCUGCAAAGCUGCUUAAAGCUGCAGACUGAGAGAAAAAGCCGUGUAAAAGCGUCCUAGGGGAACGCACUCCGACGGCCCUGAGCGCUGAACACCUUCUGCUACACUGAGGGUCUUUCUGCUGCUGCUGCUGCAGUCUUUAAACUAUCCAGCUCAUUUUUGGCCAUACCACAUCCUGUUCAGAUAGACAGCUCUUCAACAUGGUCGCCAUCGCACACUGCCACAGCCUCAAGUAGAAGAACAGCGGGCGUCAACUCGGCAAAGAUUUCUGGGGACAGAAGGAGCUAGGCGAGCAGUCAUGGCGGAUAAAGUGCCGUCUUUGUCGUUCUUCUACGGGAACAUCGCUCGAGAGGAGGCGGAGGAGUACCUGAGGCAUGCAGGUAUGAGCGACGGCCUCUACCUGCUGCGGCAGAGCAGGAACUACCUGGGGGGCUUCGCUCUGUCUGUGGCCUACAACCGCCAGUGCUACCACUACACCAUAGAGAAAGAGCUGAACGAGACCUUUGCCAUCGUGGGCGGAAAAUCCCACCGGACCCCGCAGGACGUGAUCGAGUACCACUCGCAGGAGUCUGACGGACUCAUCUGCCUGCUGAAGAAACCCUGCAACCGGCCGCGCGGCGUGCAGCCCAAAGUGGGGGCUUUUGAGGAUGUGAAGGAGAAGCUGAUCAGGCAGUACGUCACACAGACCUGGAACCUGCAGGGGGCUGCACUGGAGCAGGCCAUCAUCAGUCAGAGACCCCAGUUGGAGAAGCUGAUUGCCACCACAGCACAUGAGAAAAUGCCCUGGUUCCACGGCAACAUCACACGAGAAGACUCAGAGCUGCGCUUACACGGCAGCUCACGCGUCAACGGCAAGUUCCUAAUCCGGCAGCGAGACACCAACGGCUCCUUCGCGCUCGGCCUCUUACACAACCACCAGGUCAUGCACUAUCGCAUCGACAGAGACAAAGCCGGAAAACUCUCCAUUCCUGACGGGAAGAAGUUUGAUACACUGUGGCAGCUGGUGGAACAUUAUACCUACAAACCUGACGGCCUGCUGAGAGUCCUGACAGAAGCCUGCCCACACCCCGCCUUCAGCCACCAGUCUGCUGACGGCCGACCUGGAGUUCCUCCGAAUCAUCCACAGACAGGGCAUUUUCCAGGACUUCUCAACAGACUCAAAUCCUACUCCUUCCCCAAACCUGGCCAAAAAAAGGAGGGAGCUUUUAGCGGCAUUCAACUCAUCAGACGUCUGUUACCGUCCUCCAUCUCUACCAGAAAUACAUUGCCUUCCCCGACAAGGAACUCCGCCAGCAACAACAAUCCUUAUGAAAGGCCAAAAACUACAGAAAUGCCUAUGGACUCGGAGGUAUACGAGAGUCCGUACGCCGACCCUGACGAACUGCGCACCACCACUGUGGAUCGUAACCAGCUGUUCCUGGAGGACGGGGAACUGGGCUCAGGAAACUUCGGAACUGUUCUCAAAGGAAUCUACAAGAUGAGGAAAAAAGAGAAACCAGUUGCAGUGAAGAUCUUGAAGAAUGAUGAGAACAAUGAGGCAGUGAAGCAGGAAAUGCUGCGGGAGGCUGAGGUCAUGCAGAAGCUGGACAACCCCUACAUUGUUCGUAUGAUCGGCAUCUGUGAGGCGGAGAACCUUAUGUUGGUGAUGGAGCUGGCCGAGUUGGGCCCACUACACAAAUACCUGCAGAGAAACAAGCACGUCACCUCAAAGAACAUCACAGAGCUUGUUCAUCAGGUGUGCAUGGGGAUGAAGUACCUGGAGGAAAGCAACUUUGUACACAGAGAUCUGGCAGCCAGGAACGUUCUUCUGGUCACCCAGCACUACGCCAAGAUCAGCGACUUCGGCCUGUCCAGAGCCCUUGGAGAAGAACGCAUUUAUAACUGCUUAUGUCCUGGUAAGUGGCCUGUAAAGUGGUACGCUCCAGAGUGCAUGAACUUCUUCAAGUUCUCCUGUAAGAGUGACGUGUGGAGCUUCGGGGUUCUGAUGUGGGAGGCUUACUCAUACGGACAGAAGCCAUACAAGGGGAUGAAGGGCAAUGAGGUGAUCCAGAUGGUUGAAAGAGGGGAGAGAAUGGCUGCUCCAGCCGACUGUCCACCUGAGAUGUAUGAACUCAUGAAGAAAUGCUGGACGUACAAGGUGGAUGAUAGGCCUGGCUUUGCUGUGGUUGAGCCCAGACUGAGGGAGUACUAUUAUGAUAUUUCUCAAUGAUCAGAGCUCAUGCUGGAAGACGACCCUCAGCUGUUUGUACAUGGAGUUUAAAUCGUUUCAGAUUUUAGGCCCACUUUUUCAAACCUCAAUUUUUAACAUAAUUAUGCUUGAAAAGUCUGAUGGAGGAAAAAAUAAGAAUGGAACUAGAAGGACUGAACAUUUUUUCAUUAUUUAACUGAGAGCUUCUGCGGAGAUGUUUUUUUUUUUUUUGUAAUGCACCUCAAGCCAAAGUUAUGAUCAGCAACUGCUUAUCUCGCCAGUUUUCCUAUAGCAAUACGCUGUUUAUAAUAAUAUCAGUUUCUGUUGUAUCAUUUUUUCUACAUUUAUACUUCUCUUCAGCUUAGCAAUAUGAUGCAGUGUAAUGGAGUAGCGGAUUUUGAAAUGUAGCCGUUAUAGUUUUGGCUGAAAUCACAGCUGUGCGGUGCUAAAGGAGAAUAAUGAAAACUGGAGGCUGUGACAGGUUUGUGGAGAAUGAAUUUCAGCUGCAAAAGCAACAGCAGCGUGAAGUGUGACUGGACACCAGCAGACAGUGUGGACAUUUUGAAGACGUUCUCACAGUGUUUUGAACAAGUAGUUAGUGAUGGGUUUUUUUUGAAGAUCCCUGAAUUAUUCAUAAUGUAACACAUUCAACAAAAGCCUGGUGUAAAAAGCUAAAGACUGCUGCAAUUAAUGGCAGUCCAAACUUACUGACUGUGUUUCUGAGGUGUACAGUGUAGCAUAAUGCUGUGUUUUCCUUCAACAGUAUUCCAGUUAAACAUUAACUGUUAAAGGAGAUGGAAAGUACUGUGUGUCCAUCUGAUUUAAUGCGGUACAAAUGAAUGGAAAUGAUAAAAUAGAACUGUAUAAUAUUACUGAUUUGACUACUGUUGAUGUUCAGUGCAUCCAUCAUGGAUUCUGAACUCGGGGUUAUUGAGGCUUUCCCGAAAUUCUGAUAAGAAAUCAGACUUUUUGGGGCGUUCCAGUUAAAGCAUCCCAUAUGUAACUUGGUAAUUCCAACUGCAAAGUUGAAAUAGAAUGCAGCAUAAACCCAUACUCAACAGUAACAGUAAUAGUAAUGAUAGAGUCAAAUAAAAUCAAAGCAAAGUGCUCUUUGCUUCUCAGUAUCCUUUGCUUUUGUUCCCAGUUGCUUCCACUUAUUUGUUAUAAUAUCACUUACAGCUGACUGUGGAAUAUUAAAUAGUGAGGAAAGUUCACGACUGGACUUGUUGUACAGAUGCUGCAUCCGAUCCCGGUACCACACUGGAGUUUACUAAGCUCCUAAGAGCUGAGACCAAUUCUUUCAGUAAUGUUUGUAGAAGCAGCCUGCAGCAUGACUAGUCUGUGCUUGGUUUUAUAUAAUACCUGAGGGCAUGGAAAUGAUUGAAAUGAUCUCAAUGAGUGAGUUAAAACUUUUGGCACUAUAGUGUAUGUAUUUGUGUGCAAAUGACCAUCAAAAAUAAAGUGCUUCCAAAAUCAUUUCCUCUGUUGGAAAUGUAAUUGAUGUAUACUUUGCAGUACUGCCUAAGUAUUGCCCAUCUUAAAUACUGUGUUGACUCGUUUCUUAUAUCCGUUCCCAAUACAAGUUCUACAUUAUGCAAGUUUCAGUUGUUCAUUUCUUUCUGAUCUGUUUCCUAAACAAAUUUUAAAAAGUAUGUAAGAGAUUUGUAUCCUCUGGUGAUCGUGUGAUAAGUGUUUUUCUUUUAUACAAUGAGAAAUUUAGGUUAGGACCUCCCUCUCCCCCAAUAAUUAAGUGCAAUGGAAAUGUGGAAAAUGAAAUGAAAAUACUGUGGAAUCCUUCCCUGAUCUAACCAGCGCUGUCGCUCUUCUUUUUGCACACCUCCUCUGGUCUUCCAUGCUUCCAUGCAACAGAAUUUGAAUGCAAACUUGUGAUGUGUUGAGUUGAUCUUUGUACAAACAGCUCUUUCAAGCCGUUUGUCCAAUAAUUCAUAAAUAAAGAACUAUUUUAAAUCA
Molecule: messenger RNA, 4674 nt
Organism: Astyanax mexicanus (Mexican tetra)
Lineage: Eukaryota; Metazoa; Chordata; Actinopteri; Characiformes; Acestrorhamphidae
Gene: syk
Product: spleen tyrosine kinase
Exons: 16
Coding region: 814-2724 (636 amino acids)
Biological process (GO): adaptive immune response; positive regulation of mast cell degranulation; protein phosphorylation
Cellular component (GO): cytoplasm; extrinsic component of cytoplasmic side of plasma membrane
Molecular function (GO): non-membrane spanning protein tyrosine kinase activity; signaling receptor binding; ATP binding
Source: RefSeq, a predicted model, not a curated record